Molecule: messenger RNA, 981 nt
Organism: Hirsutella rhossiliensis
Lineage: Eukaryota; Fungi; Ascomycota; Sordariomycetes; Hypocreales; Ophiocordycipitaceae
Exons: 3
Coding region: 1-981 (326 amino acids)
Source: RefSeq, a predicted model, not a curated record
AUGAGCAGCAGCGCAAGCGGCAGCAGCGCGAACGCGAACGCACCGGCGCUCGACAUCAACGAAUUCCUCGAUAUUGCUGAAUUCAACCGUGGCCUCGCCACAAUCUUCAACAUGGACCUCUUCAACACCCCAGUCAACGAGACUUCCGAUGAGAUCCACUAUAAUACCUACGUUCUCGCCCGCAUCGUUGAUUAUAAAGUCUCCUCAACAUGUCAAGGUCUCGAGCUGCUUGGAUCAUUCCAAGAAGACUUUGAGGAUUGGGAGGAAGACGACUUCAAGAAGGUCGAUCAAGGGUCCAUCACGGCAUUCCUAGUAAAUCUGAAGAACCGUGACCGACUUCCUGAGUGGGAUGAAGACGAUCUUCGUGAUGCCAUCUUAUACGAGAAAACGGCCGCCUACCGACGCCAACAAGAACUCCUCAGACGUUCGCCAUCGCUAGCAACAACCCCAGCACCAACCCCAGCACCAGUCACUCCCGAUCUAAACCUCCCACCAGCUAUCGACCGCGAAGCUUACCGGACCGUGCCCCCAGUCCAGGUCCCCAAUGAAGACCUCGAUCCUGCCAUCGCCAACCAGUUUUCUAAGCUAUGGGAUCGAAAGCUCAACUAUUCAGGUGACGCCUACGAUAUCCUAGAUGAUAAGAUCCGUUACUUUCUCGAUGCCUGCCUCACAGCUAGCAUCAAACCGUCACAAUUCCACGCUUUGUUCUCAAAUAUCCUCACGAAGAGAGCAAAGAACUUCUUCGUGCAUCAAGUCAGCCGCGAUUCAACGUUCGCGGAGAUGUAUCAGAAGAUGAAGCAGCACUUUGAUACGGAAGUCAAUAGGCAACAGUAUCACACUGACUGGACCUCGAUCAAUUUCACACAGCUUCGGAAGGAAUCUCCGAGAAGCCUCUCUGUGAAAUCCUCCAGGCUCUUCUUGACAAAUUGCAGCUAUGCCAGAGAGCUCUUGGGAAUAGCUAUGGCGGCGAAGACCAGCUAA